GUGUCAGGCCGGCAGAGGGCGGCUCUGGAGGUGGCGGGGGAGGGCCGGGCCUGCCGGGCCGAGAUGGCGGCGGCAGCGGCCGGGACCGGGACUUGGGCGGCCCAGGAGAAGCAGUUUCCGCCGGCGCUGCUGAGCUUCUUCAUCUACAACCCGCGCUUCGGGCCGCGCGAGGGAGAGGAAGAAAAUAAAAUUUUGUUUUAUCAUCCAAAUGAAGUAGAAAAGAAUGAAAAGAUUAGAAAUGUUGGAUUGUGUGAAGCUAUUGUACAGUUUACAAGGACCUUUAGUCCAUCAAAACCUGCAAAAUCUUUACACACACAGAAGAACAGACAAUUCUUCAAUGAGCCGGAAGAAAAUUUCUGGAUGGUCAUGGUUGUUCGAAAUCCUAUCAUUGAAAAGCAAAGUAAAGAUGGGAAAGCAGUUGUUGAAUACCAGGAGGAAGAACUGUUGGACAAGGUCUACAGCUCAGUGCUGCAGCAGUGCUACAGUAUGUACAAGCUUUUCAAUGGAACAUUUCUGAAAGCCAUGGAAGAUGGAGGUGUCAAGCUUCUAAAAGAAAGAUUAGAGAAAUUCUUCCAUCGGUAUUUGCAAACACUCCACUUGCAGUCAUGUGACCUGCUUGACAUUUUUGGUGGGAUCAGCUUCUUCCCAUUGGAUAAAAUGACUUACUUGAAAAUCCAGUCCUUCAUUAAUAGAAUGGAGGAAAGCCUGAAUGUGGUGAAAUACACUGCAUUUCUCUAUAAUGACCAGCUCAUCUGGAGUGGAUUAGAACAAGACGACAUGAGGAUUUUAUACAAGUAUCUCACCACCUCUCUGUUUCCCAGGCACAUUGAACCUGAGUUGGCAGGAAGGGAUUCCCCUGUAAGGGCGGAAAUGCCAGGAAAUCUUCAGCACUACGGAAGAUUUCUUACUGGACCUUUGAACCUUAAUGAUCCAGAAGCAAAAUGCAGAUUCCCCAAAAUCUUUGUAAAUACAGAUGACACUUAUGAAGAGCUCCAUUUAAUUGUUUAUAAGGCCAUGAGCGCAGCCGUGUGCUUUAUGAUCCAAGCCUCCACACAGCUCACUUUGGACUUCUGCCGGAGACUGGACAGCAUUGUGGGGCCUCAACUCACUGUGUUGGCAUCAGACAUUUGCGAGCAGUUCAAUAUCAACAAGAGGAUAUCUGGGUCUGAGAAGGAGCCCCAGUUUAAGUUCAUCUACUUCAACCACAUGAAUUUAGCAGAGAAGAGCACAAUUCACAUGAGGAAAACACCCAGCGUGUCUCUGACGUCCGUUCAUCCUGACUUAAUGAAGAUUCUGGGUGAUAUCAACAGUGAUUUCACUAGAACGGAUGAAGACGAAGAGAUCAUCGUGAAAGCCAUGAGCGAUUACUGGGUCGUGGGGAAGAAGUCGGAUCAGCGGGAGCUCUAUGUGAUUUUGAAUCAGAAGAAUGCAAACCUGAUCGAAGUCAAUGAGGAGGUGAAGAAGCUCUGUGCCACACAGUUCAACAACAUCUUCUUCCUGGAUUGAGGGCCGGCCUUCUGUCACCACUGCCAGUUACUGGUCCUCUUACUGACUGUACUCAUGACGUAGUAAAGCAAUACCUGCUAUGAAGAUCCAUUUCUACUCAGUCUGAUGAUCGCCUGAGGUUUUUAGAUUUUCAAUAUUUAUGUGGAAUUAAAGGUAGUCGGCUCUA
This is a messenger RNA of Perognathus longimembris pacificus (Pacific pocket mouse), 1672 nucleotides long. It is a transcript of the gene Ccz1, whose product is annotated as CCZ1 homolog, vacuolar protein trafficking and biogenesis associated. Gene Ontology annotation, cellular component: intracellular membrane-bounded organelle; Mon1-Ccz1 complex. Lineage: Eukaryota; Metazoa; Chordata; Mammalia; Rodentia; Heteromyidae. The transcript is spliced from 15 exons. Gene Ontology annotation, biological process: vesicle-mediated transport. The record is from RefSeq and is a predicted model, not a curated record. The coding region runs from base 64 to 1506 and encodes 480 amino acids.